Molecule: messenger RNA, 370 nt
Organism: Pelobates cultripes (western spadefoot toad)
Lineage: Eukaryota; Metazoa; Chordata; Amphibia; Anura; Pelobatidae
Source: the annotation of a GenBank genome assembly
AUGUGCGUCUGGGAGGCCCACAAAUGUGUCAUAAGAGGGGCACUAAUAGUAAAAGGCUCCGCGAUUAAAAGAGAACGAAAGGCACGUCUAACACACCUUUUACAGGAAAUCCACCAAGUUGAGGGGACCCACAAACAGACGGGGCGACCUGAUGACCGGCGCAAACUGACGACCUUACGUAGAGAACUCUCGACACAGCUCAAUUACUCCUACCAGAAAAUGGUCACACAAAUGAAAACAUUCUUCUUCGUUAACGCAGACAAAUGCGGGUCCUUACUGGCCCGAAUGACAGCCAAAAGAUGAGCGAACGCAUACAUACCCAAAAUCAGAGACAAACAUAACAGACGGAAACUCUUGCCCACAGAUAUAG